GUGGGAAAUCUAGUACAAACUGCAGCGAUCGCAGCCGCCGGCCCGGCCCGGUGACACUACGAUCGACGUCACCGCACUCAUCAUACAUACACAUCGCGUCGGUCGCCCGCGUUCCCAGCACGCACACAGGCACCCCCGCGGCCGCCCAUGAAGGCGCAACAAUCCGUCGUCCUCCCGCUGCACCGGCCCAAACGGCUGGCCUUCAGCGGCGUCGAGCAAGCCCGUGCGCCCGGGAAUCACGUUGUCUCUAGGCUCGUGGGCCGGCUGAGCCACGGGACCGUUGGCCGCGGCGCGACGAGGAUCUGGCGCAUCUGCACGACGACGCUGACGGGCUCGCUCGCGGAGACGUUCCGGCUCCCCAAGAGCAGCGAGGGCGACAGCGAGGAGGUGCGCCCGGAGGUCAAGGACCCGGGGUUCGCCGAGGAGAAGCACGACGAGCCGCCCGAGGAGGAGGAUCCCGAUGCCCUGGACAUCGUCGUCGUCGAUAUCGAAGACCCCGUCGAGAACCACAUUGAUAAAAUCGACACCCGGCAGUCCGACAGCUCGCGCCACUCGAAUUAUGGGGGUAGCAACAGCACCGGGCAGCGGAACGGCAAGAACCGGGACGAGGACGGCUUUGAGACGUCCAGCAACUAUCAGGGCGGUUUUCUGUCCUGGAUCCGUCACCGCGGAUGGCCGGAGGUGGUCGAGUUUUUCGAGCCACGGUUCCCGGACCCGCACGAGGAGAUGUACCAGAAGCAAACAUGGCAUUCAAUGAAGUUCAUGGCGUUCCUCGGUUCGCUUUUCCUCGUCCUCAACUGGAUUCUAUACCUGGUCCUCAACAACAGCAGCACCCAACAUCAUUUGUAUGAUAAAAUUAUCUAUUGGGGAGCGUUCACGGCAAUCACUCUUCCGGUUCCAGUGAUGGUCGCUCUCGACAUGCCCUAUCGCUCGCCUGUGAUAUUCCAGAUCUGGUUCUGCGUCGCCGCCUGGUACUGCGGCUUCACCGAGAUGGUCGAAAUGCGUGAAUGUCACUUCUUCGUCCCGGCACACAAGAAGUGCUUCGGCAAAGAUUUUUUGGAAAUGAGCUAUUACUCGACGGGCUUGCCGGCCCUGAUGAUGUUUAUUGGCUCAAAGCGCAUUUACAACCUUGCCGCUGUGACAGCGUCCUUUGUCUUGCAGGUGGUCUUGAUUCUUCCCGAUCAGACGAUCUUUGCGCGCAACAUUGUGCUUUUUGUGGUGUUCUGGGUCUUCACGCUAACAGUACACCACAAUACAGAGAAUGCAAAGCGAAAGAUGUUUUUGCUGGCUUUGCAGCUGAAGCAAGCUUAUAGGGCCAAACAAAAAGCCCGUGCCGCCCCUUGGAGUUCUUCCGCAGUACUCACCAUCAAUCACGUUCCAGGUCUUGCCCUGCAAAUCCUGCAGGCGGACAAUGCUUUCAGGGAGGAUACCGUGCUCAGGCGCAAGGAGAUCUACGCGCUCGAACAGGGCCUGAAUAUGAUGACCACCGUUUUGAACGACGUGCUGGACUUCGAGAAAAUGAACAUGGGCCAUUUCGAGGCCAACGACAAGCCCUUCCCGCUCCACCACUCGAUCCGCAACUUGCUUGAUUUGAUCCAAGUGCAGACGGACGCCCGAGGGCUUAUCUUGGAGCGCCAGCUCGACGAGCAGAUCGACACGGAGCCGCUCACCGCAGAGCACGGGGGAGCACCGCAACCCGAGGGUCUCUGGGUCCUGGGUAGCGAGCUGCGGCUGCAACAAGUGAUCACCAACCUCGCUACGAACGCGGUCAAGUACACGCCGGAGGGCCAGGGCAGCAUCCGCAUCUCGACCGAGUUCUUGGGGAUCACGACGCGGGAAAAGCAGCCGGGAGACGGCGAUGACUCGGACGACGAGAUGGACGACGCUGCGGCCUUCGAACGGCCCCGUGCGGCUCCCGAACGGUCGCGCAAGCACUCUUCGAACAGCCCUAGUCACAACAGCACCCCGCCGCUGUCACGCAAAGGCAGUGCGAAUGGGACGCGAUGUCUCACUUUCAAGCUUAUCGUGCAUGACUCGGGUCCGGGAAUCAAGCCGUCCGACUUGGUCAAGGACAGGCUCUUCCAGCCGUUUGCUCAGACCUCGACGGGCAAAUCCAGUGGAUCUGGGACGGGGCUGGGAUUGGCUAUUGUCAAGCAGAUCGUCAAGGUUUGCGGCGGGAGACUGGGCGUCAUUUCCCGACCUGGUGAAGGAUGCAAGUUCUGGGUCCAGUUGACGUACCCUCUUGCGUCAGAGGCAGAAGUCCAAGCCAGUCGAGAACUGAAUGCGUCGCCGAGGCCGAUACACUCGAUCUGGAAGGAGGGGUCUUUCGUCCCGUAUGCGAAGCCGCGCAUAAUGGUCGAUCGGCCUGGGAUCCCGUCAUCGUCGGUUUCGUUCGAGUAUCCGCCGCCGCCGUUGACGCCAGCAGUAUCCGAAGCAAUAGCGCCGCCGCUUCCCCGGUACGAGAGCAACCCGGCGCCGGUCGAGGUUCCUCCGCCCGUGCCGUUGGCUGCGCCCGUGCCGUUGGCCGCGCCCGUGCCGUUGGCCGCGCCCGUGCCGUUGGCCGCACCCGCGCCUACCCGGGCGGAUCCCAUUUCGGUGCUGGUGGUGGACGACGAUGUGACUACACGGAUGCUGUCCUCAAAACUGUUGAGCAAGCUUGGGUGUGUUGUGCGGACGGCCGAGGACGGGCAGGAGUGUGUGCAGAUAGUGCUCAACUCGCCUCCGCAUACCUUCGACCUGAUAUGUCUCGACAACUUUAUGCCUGUGAUGACCGGGGAGCAAGCGGUCAGAGAACUGCGGGCCCAUGAGCGCGAUGACUUUGUCGUCGGGUGCACAGGGAACGCGCUGACUGAGGACCAGCAGACGUACUUCAAAGCCGGACUGGACCAAGUGCUUGUCAAACCCAUCAUGCUCCCUGCCUUCAAACGGAUCAUCCAAGAAGCCCAGGACCGGCGUGCGGCGCGGCGCUCCCUCGCGACAGCAACAGCAGCAGCAGAAGCAACGGCGGCAGCCCCCUCGACGUCGACGUCCCCCACCUGAUGGCUCUAACCCGCGCUCGACGACACUCGCUUACCAUAUAAUCCGCUCCUUAAUCGGGCAUCUGUUUUCCAUCUCCUGUCUACACACACCAGUGCAUUCGUUUCGUUUCCAGGGCAUCCUCCGUUUGUAAUCAGAUAUCAAUAAUGUAGGUAAGAUACCCAUGUAGCUCUAUACACGUGCGACAGCUAUCUGUGCUCGGGCUAAUCUGGGCGUCGCAUGGAUGAUGGCAGGCCAGUAGGAUUUAAUUGUCUUGUGUACGACGAUAUACAGAACACAGCAUAAUGGUCAAUAGAUUAGCUCGCGGUCCUCGAAAUUCAGCGCGGCCUCUGGGUCAUCUUGAACCGCAUUCGCUCACUUCCGGUUUCUAAUAUCGAAGCAACACGGAGAAAGGCACUGACGGUAUAGUAUUAGUCGGAGCCUGACAAAAGCCCAGUUCAUCACCCUCGAGCACAUCCUACAAUCCACCCAUGUACUUAC
Messenger RNA from Mycena citricolor, 3516 nucleotides. NCBI's taxonomy places the organism in Eukaryota, Fungi, Basidiomycota, Agaricomycetes, Agaricales, Mycenaceae. The record is from the annotation of a GenBank genome assembly.